CGCGGUUCGUCCUGCAGUCGCGCGGAGAAAACCGACGCCAAACGUUAAAGAGCGGCUCGCGCGUUCACCGCGGAGGACAAGGAGCCACGGGUUUGAUCGGAAGUAGCCCCCCCACCGCAAAGUGGCGUAAAGAUGUACCACUCUGAUCACAGCGUUGACUUCCCAGACCUCCCUUUCCAAAUCCCAGGCAGCCCUGCACUGCCGGGCAGAGCGAACAUCAUCUGAAGUCGAUCCCUUAACCUCAAAAUCUCUCAUUACCUCUACCCCCUUAUUCGUUCACCCACCCAGGGUGUUUUACUGUUCUUCUCCCUCUCUAAAUCGGGUCCCACCCCACCCCUCCCUCCUGCUGGACCAUGGACAGCCCCCCCAAGCUGUCUGGUGAGACUUUGAUCGUGCACCACAUCCCACUGGUGCACUGCCAGGUGUCUGGGGGUCGGCAGGGCGGCUGUGGGGGCUCACUGAAGAGAGGCAACCCUUUCAGCCCACCAGAGAACCUGGGUUUGAGCCGCACCACUUCUCUCCCUGAACGAGAUGUCCUGCAGAGGGAGGCUCUGCUGUACAGCAGCCUGGUUCAGACCUCCUCUAGUGGCUCCUGGUCCUCCCGCAUAGGAGGCAAAGAGGGCAGAGGGGUUGGGAGGGGGGGCAGCACAGCAAGUGAUGAUUCGUCCUUCACCUCCAGUAAUUCUGAGGACCAGAUGAUGGUGACAGCUCACACAUUGCCCCGUGCUAAGCCCAGAAACCGAAAUCCACUGCGUCACAACCCCUUCCUGCUGAACACUGAAGAUGAAGAUGAUGAGCCAGAGGAGGAGGAUGAUGGAGAUAACCUCAGCGGUUACCUAGAGGAUUCAUCUUUCCAUCUACACGGUGACACUAACUCGGCCCUUGAUGAUGAAGUAGAGCCUUUCCAUCUGCAUGAUCUGAGCUUCGCUUCAGAGCCCUUCCUCUUGCAUAGUACUCUGGGUAAGCCCUGGGGUUUGGUGGGAGGAGGCAAUCGGGAGUCCCUUAGGGGCAUGACCUCGGAUCUCUCCAACCAGCUGGACGGUCUGGAUCUCCUCGAGCUGGAUGGCCAGCGUCGCCACUGCAGCAGUGGUUCCAACAUGUCCAUGGACUGUGGAGAGCAGGACUGGGGGGAUGACGAUGAGGAAGAGGAUGAAGAUCAGCUCAUGCGGUGUGGGCGGAACAGCAAGGCUGGCUCCUCCUGCUCGAGCACUUCAGCCCAGCGCUGCUCCUGCUGCAGCAUCUCCCAGAACUACACCCAGCACCUCCCUGAAACUUUUCCAGAGCCAUUUUCUGAAUGCCAGCAAGGCUACGGCAGCGACUCUUCAUGCAACAGUUCCGAUGGUGUGCUGGUCAAUUUCAGUGUUAUCUAUAACAAGAUGAACAACGCUGUCCCAGACAGGCCCCCAACUGGAGUGGCACCUGGAAACCUCAACAGCUCCACAGACCACUCCUGCACCUCUUCUGUUUCUGAACCACCGACUGGCCAGCGGGAGCCCACCGGAGGGGCUUUCUAUCUUGACCUCCACACUUCCCCAACGGAACCGCCCAAACCACAGCAACCACCUUCCUGCUUGGGUAAUGGCUUUCCUAUCAUCCAUGAGCCACACGCAUCCACGUCCUCCACCUGCUCCUGUUCAGUGGAACACCAGGGGGUACUAGACCUGGACGCCAACUGCAACUCCUACCACCUGCCGCCACACUCAGUCUCAUCAGGUGACCUCACUUCCUGUCUGCAGAGCCAGGCGCGUUUGGUGGUGGCCACCCAGAAUUACUACAAGCUGGUGACCUGCGAUCUCUCGUCCCAGUCGUCCCCAAGCCCUGCUGGUUCCUCCGUUACCAGUUGCUCUGAUGAGCACAGCAAGGGCAGCCCCACCCCAACUCAGCCCAGCGAAUACUACCUUUUCAGACAACGGCCUGAAGAUGAGGCAGUGGAGGAAGAGGAAGAGGCUGAGGAGAAAGAUGAAGAGUCGUCUAGGAGAGAUGAGGAUGAAGAGGAUGAAAAAGAGGAAGAAGAGAAGAAGAAACAGCAGCCUGUAAACGGAGUCGAAACAUCCCCUGCGGUGAUCGAAGGCCAAGUGUACAUCAACGUUUCCCCUCCCAUGGUUGGUCGGGGCCUCAUCGGAGGCGGAGCCACCACAUCUUCCUCGGGUAACCGCCCCCGUUCCCGUAGCUACGACCGCAACCUGGACAAGUCCCCGCCUCCUCGUCUGGGGUCUCUAGAGCGCAUGCUAAGCUGUCCUGUCCGUCUCAGCGACAGCGCUGCCCCACCUCCGACCCCUCCACCACGGGUCACCUCCUUCGCAGAGAUAGCCAGGAGCAAAAGGAGGAAUGGAGGAGCAGAGCGUGUGUCUCCAUCACUGAAGACAGGUGCAGACCCCUUCUCCUCCACCUACUCUGCCCACUCCCACUCCUCUGUGGAUUUCUCCCCUAUCCUGGAGCAGCGCAUCCAGGGCGAAGACCAACUUAACAGCAGCCUCUCCCCGGUGCGCCGCACUCGCUGCUACAGCCAGGGCAAUGUGGGGCAGCAUCCAGUGGGUGCCAGAGAGACAAGAGCCAAGACUGAAGUUCUUUGCAGCCUGAGGUCUUUGGAGUUUUGGUUCAAUCAUCUUUACACACAUGAAGACAUUAUAAUAGCUCACUACAAUUCAUGGGGUUUCCUACCCCUGUCACAGGGGCCAUGUCAGCCACUCUUUGAGGAGCUCCUCCUCCUGCUGCAGCCACUGUCGCUACUCCCCUUUGACCUGGACCUGCUGUUCGAGCCACACCUCCUCCAGAGGGGCCAGGAGCAUCUCCGCCGCAAGGAGCAGCUGUGUUCAGUGGGCCAGGGUGGUGACCACUCAGCUCGCUCUACUUUCCAACUCAUGAGGGGUUGGAGUACUGUCAUGGCUGAAUCAGCGAAAGAGGGUGGGGAUUGGAGAGCUGAGGGAAGGCAUGAAAAAGCAGGGUUGAGACGAGAGGGGACAUGGCCGAGGAUAGAAGGAGUCGGGUCAACACAAGAGCAGGCAGGAGCAAGAUUGGGGUCAAGAAAAGGUGGGGCAGGAGAUGAUAUGAAGACGGGAUUUGCUACCACUCAGACGAUGAUGGAGGCGGGGUUUGCCAAUCUUUGGAAGGAAAAGGGGGUCAGUGGGCAGAGAUUAAAAGGUGUAGGCAGUGAAAGCCAAGGGAAAUGUGAGGAUGGUCGAAAGGAUAGGAGGAAAGAGAGUGAGAGGGAUUUUGUGGAGGAGGGGUGCCAGAGGCAGGAUAGGCAGGCUGGCUGGUGGUACCAACUCAUGCAGUCCUCGCAGGUCUACAUCGACCAGUCCGCCGAGGGGUCAAAGUUUGUCAAGAGCGAGAAGAGAAAGAGGUCAGCUGAGAGACGACAGGGUAAGCUCCCUCCCACUAGGGAAGGUGUGGUGGAAGGAGCAGAGUCAAGCCAGGAAGGGGAGGAACAGAGAAGCAGGAAAAGCAGCAGUAGCUCCAGCGGGGAUGCAGGAACAGGAACCAGGGGAAGGCCCUCAUGGAUGGGCAGCCCUCCAGAGUCAGUACUCAACCAGGAGAAAGAACCAAGUACUCUGGGGGCCGCAGGGACCAGAAAUCAGGCAGCAGCCCAGGAAGAAAGUCCAUCACAGGGUAUAAAUAUGCGCUGGGGCAGGCUCUUUGGCUCUAGCAUGGGCUCUCCUUUGAGGACAGAGGGAGCUGAACAGAGGGCCAAAAUUCAAAAGAGCAGGCUGCCGUCAGGUUGGCUUGGCCUGGAUAGGUCUGUUAUUGACCUCGUAGCACAGACCAUUGGGGCAGGAACAGGGAUAAAGUCAGAGCCUUCACCUCCACCUACUCGGAUCCAAACCUCACCUCAACUACCGUCAGCACAAACUCCUGAAACCAAUCGGUCUCCAUGUGAGGUACGAGCACUAUGCCACCAUAUUGCCACUGAGCCAGGCCAGCUAAGCUUCCACAAGGGUGACAUUCUGCGGGUCCUAAGUAAGGCUGAUCCUGACUGGCUACUCUGCUGCCUGGGUUUUAACCAGGGUUUGGUUCCCAUCAUCUACGUUUCCCUGGAUACCAUGGAGGACAGCCAAGAGCCUGGUGUGCCAGGGCAACACUGAAUUAACACUGUUCCAUGAGAAUUCAAUGCAGAAGAUGGAGGCAAACAGGACAGGGGACAAAGAGCGGCCCUUCCACAUACCUACUGCUUACAAAACUCGAUUUGGUCUGAUCAUACAAAGGUUUUGGCUGGUGAUAGUGUGGUACCAGCACACUGGGGACUGUUUGAAGAAGAAAAACAAUGCAUUAUUUCAGCCGUGAAAACAAUAUACAGACACACAUACAAGGGAAGCAUGCAGGCACAAACACAAAGGUCCAGUCAAAUAUGUAUGCAUGCAUACCUCCAAACACCAAACAAACAAUACAAAAACAAUUGCCAUAGGUUCGUUCUCAAGUCACAAAACAUGUUCUUUUUCUCUUUGUGAAGAUGUACAGCAAGCAUAACUGCCACACCGUCCUUAGAGAGAAUCAGAUCAGGCUGUAGUCAUCACAAUAUGGUUAAUAUACCACACCUAGCUGCACUUUGAACGCAAUGCUUAUCUAUCGGCAUCAGUCCAAGUAAAAAAAAGUUCUGUCUCCAUUUUGCUGAUGGUGGUGAUUGCUCUCCAUUCAUUUGCAUAGAAUCCUCUGAAUCCUUGCUUUGCAGUAAGGUGUUGUUUUGGAUAGUUUAUUAAAAAAAAAUUAAAGGGAAAAAAACAUCAAGAUAUAUACCUUAUUCUCCUGUUUAUGGUUCAAGACAUAGAGGCUCGACAUAUGGCCCCUCCUGCUGCUUUUUCUUAUCGCUUUCUAUAACCAUAGAGAACAACUUCAGAGUAUGUUUAUGUGGCACUACCAUAAAAUUGGGAGGAAAAAAGAAAUCUCACCUGCCUUAAUAGAACACUGGCCUCUUACCCCGGUCACGCAUACUAAGAUAGUUGGACUGUGACAGAAGAUGAAAUACAUGCAUAAUUCUGCUCCUAGUUCACUUCCUGUCUUGACCAGUGGGAAGAAUGCCUACAGGUAUGGAAGGGGGGAAAUAAGGGUGAAACUUGGCUUUGUGCAUGUAACCACGCAACAGCAUUUGUGUCUUCUGCCCUAUUCUCCUUUCUUCACCUGAGCCCCCACCUCCAAACCUCCUCAUACCCCAAAACUCAACCUUUUAUCGCAGCACAUUAUAUAGCUUUGGAAGGGGACAUCAUGCGAUGGUUUGUAAUAUUUUAGCUAUCGGCCUUCAUGUGCAUUUUAUCUCUGGGUACACACUGUAAUUGCAUAUACAACUUAACAUGCAGUGAGCGCUGUAUAUUUAUUUACUAAUUCUAUUGAAAAAAAGCAUUUAAAUGGUCAGUUUCUACAGACAGAAGGAAGGAUGUCCAAUGAAAGCUAAACAAAACUGUGGAGGGGUUCAGUAUGAAUGUGUUGGGGAUUGACUCUAUCCUUUUAUCCUUCCAAUCCAUAUUUUUCGAGGUAUUGGACCAGUAACUGGUUCCACUGUGUUCAUCGACUUGCAUUGAGAGAGGGGUAAUUCAUCCUGUCUAUGCCUUAAAACACUAGGGAAAGACCCGUAAAGUGGACAUUGUUUUUGUCAGAAGCGUGGAAGCUUAUGAUCUACACAAAAUUUUGGCCCAAGCACAAUAUUUGGUUUAUGGUUAACUUGUCAUGUUCCUCUGGUUGACAUCCUCAGAGAUUCAUGUUGACAUCAAAGAAAAGUAUUGCAGAGAAAUAAAUAUGUGAUUUUUUUUCUUCUUCUCCUUUUUUUUUUUGGCGAUCGAGAGGAAGCUUAAAGGAAAAACCCCCAACACAUUUUGUAGUGAUGGCUUCAUGGGCGUUCCUGUGAGUUUGUAAAUGCUACCUGUUGUGUCCAGGUAUUCAAGGUGGCCUUAAUUUAAGACUGAGCUGUGUAGUACAGCUGGCACAGAGCUUGAGUUAUGGCCGUCAUUUACCUGGAUAAAUACUGAGCGUAUAUGGCUUGCCAGUCUAAAUAUUACACAUUAUGAAAUGGUAAAAUGUACAUUUAUGCUGGAAUAAAUGAAUGAACGUUUUUUUUUUAUUUAAUCUGCAUAGAUUAUAAUUUUAAUCAUUAAUUUUGUUUCUUUUUUGUACAGUUCUGUUAUUUUUGAUACUUGUUUUUUUCACAUUGUAAUUCAGCAUAAACAGUUUAAUAUUUUAUCAUCAUUGAGUUGUAAAUAUAUUUAAACCCUUCAAUGAUUUUUUUUGCGAGAGAAGUAUAUAUGCGAAUUAUGAUUUAUUAAUGCAUUAUUGUGCUCAUCGUAGGAAACAAGUAUAAGCUUUAGUUCCAGCGCUAACGUCCUGCUGACCUUACUGUCAGUUGUCCAGUCUGCCCAUGGUAAUAAUAAUGAUGGACGGCUGGGGGGAGUGAUGGUCGUGCGGGCAACACAAUGGGCUCUUGCUCUCCAUCAGUCUUCCGGGCACUGUUUGCUGUCGGCUGUUCAGAAAUCACACGGGACAGACGGUAUUUCACGUACAGAGAGAGGGGUCCGGGGGAAAGGCAUUGGAAUAAGAGAGAGAAAAGAUUGAAAUUUGAUGCUGAUAUAUGUACUAAUGACAUCAACUGAAAAGGGGAGGGGUUUUGAGGGCAGUUUUGAGGGUAAUUAAAGAAUGCUUAAAAAAGGGGAACAGAUUCUGUGAAGAUUAUACCCCUCUCUUUCACUCCUGUCAUCUCUCUCUGCUGCCUGUAGAGACGAAGCUGUUCCUCCUGCGUGUACAUAACCACACUGCUCUCUCUCUCUCUCUCUCUCUCUCUCUCUCUCUCUCUCUCUCUCUCUCUCUCUCUCUCUCUCUCUCUGUGUUCAGGUUAUAGGACGUGUCAAACUACUAUGGAUGUUAACAACAAAGUGCUCAUGUGA
Molecule: messenger RNA, 6863 nt
Organism: Lampris incognitus (smalleye Pacific opah)
Lineage: Eukaryota; Metazoa; Chordata; Actinopteri; Lampriformes; Lampridae
Gene: rusc2
Product: RUN and SH3 domain containing 2
Exons: 7
Coding region: 354-4082 (1242 amino acids)
Cellular component (GO): cytoplasmic vesicle
Molecular function (GO): protein binding
Source: RefSeq, a predicted model, not a curated record